Messenger RNA from Cydia fagiglandana, 665 nucleotides. RefSeq lists its product as uncharacterized. NCBI's taxonomy places the organism in Eukaryota, Metazoa, Arthropoda, Insecta, Lepidoptera, Tortricidae. The record is from RefSeq and is a predicted model, not a curated record. The coding region runs from base 177 to 665 and encodes 162 amino acids. The transcript is spliced from 4 exons.
CUACAAUAAAUUAUAAAUUAAUAUUUGGCAAGCCGGAGAGAGAGGCCCAACUGACUAUCAGGGUAUGAGGGCCAUCAUCUAACAUUGACAAAGAUCCAGUAUUGGAACAAGUUAAAGUUCUUGCUGGACCUGUUCUGGAUGGUGUUUACACAAUUUAUGAUGGAGAUAGCAGUCUUAUGGCAUCCCAAAAUAUACCACCAAUAGAACUUCAUAAUAUUGGAUCAGUUUCUUCAUUCGUGGAAAUAGAUAUGGAUCCUGCUGAUAGCCAAGAGAACAAUAGCGAACUACCUACAUAUUUCACCAAUGAAAGGGCAAAUUUGAAAAAGAAACCACACCGUUUAUUGACAUGUAAACGGAAACUAGAAACUGAAACUAAACAGACAGUUACUGAAAAAUUUAAAUUACUUGCGACUGUGAAAAUGGACUUACUGGAGCUACAGAAGGAGUUGGUCAAAACCCAGCUGCAAGAGGAACAAGAUCAAGCGGAGCAUAACCGUAUGAUGAGAGCAAUGGAGAUAGAGGAUGCAGAGUAUAACCGUAUGAUGAAAGCAAUGGAGACAGAGAAUGCAGAAAAAAAGUAUAUACACGAUGAAAAGCUUAGAGAGAUGGAGAUGGAAGAAAUGAAAAGGAGAAACGAAUUUAAUGAAAAAAUGAGGCAAUUUUAA